AUGACUACAGAAGUCAGCCAUCACUACAGACGUCAGCCAUCACUGGAGACGUCAGCCAUCACUGGAGACGUCAGCCAUCACUACAGACGACAGCCAUCACUACAGACGUCAGCCAUCACUACAGACGUCAGCCAUCACUACAGACGUCAGCCAUCACUACAGACGUCAGCCAUCACUGGAGACGUCAGCCAUCACUACAGACGUCAGCCAUCACUACAGACGUCAGCCAUCACUGGAGACGUCAGCCAUCACUACAGACGUCAGCCAUCACUACAGACGUCAGCCAUCACUACAGACGUCAGCCAUCACUACAGACGUCAGCCAUCACUGGAGACGUCAGCCAUCACUACAGACGACAGCCAUCACUACAGACGUCAGCCAUCACUGGAGACGUCAGCCAUCACUAGACGUCAGCCAUCACUACAGACGACAGCCAUCACUAGAGACGUCAGCCAUCACUGGAGACGUCAGCCAUCACUGGAGACGUCAGCCAUCACUACAGACGUCAGCCAUCACUACAGACGUCAGCCAUCACUACAGACGUCAGCCAUCACUGGAGACGUCAGCCAUCACUACAGACGACAGCCAUCACUACAGACGUCAGCCAUCACUGGAGACGUCAGCCAUCACUGGAGACGUCAGCCAUCACUACAGACGUCAGCCAUCACUACAGACGUCAGCCAUCACUACAGACGUCAGCCAUCACUACAGACGACAGCCAUCACUACAGACGACAGCCAUCACUACAGACGUCAGCCAUCACUACAGACGUCAGCCAUCACUGGAGACGUCAGCCAUCACUACAGACGUCAGCCAUCACUGGAGACGUCAGCCAUCACUACAGACGACAGCCAUCACGGCUGCGCCAAUGGUGGGGCCAGAUUCAAAAUUCAAAUGUAG
Molecule: messenger RNA, 900 nt
Organism: Knipowitschia caucasica
Lineage: Eukaryota; Metazoa; Chordata; Actinopteri; Gobiiformes; Gobiidae
Source: the annotation of a GenBank genome assembly